AUCGAAUUACAUCUUAGAUUCUAAAUAUAAUGAGUCAAUUUGUUACAGUACAAGUUGGCCAGUGCGGGAAUCAAAUAGGAUCAGCUUUCUGGCCUUUAGCCUUGCAUGAAUAUGGCAUUCAGACUACUACUGGUGGUGUCAAUUUACUUAAAGUACAACGAAAUCAUGUCAAACAUAUUGGCGAUCUUUCCGAUGCCUUUUCUAGUUUCUUUUAUAUUCCAAAUAGUAAAUCUAAAUUGCAUUUUCAAGAUGUAGCUGACUUAAAUGCAGCUAAAGUUAAAGCUAGGGCUGUCUUAGUAGAUAUGGAAGAUAGUGUUCUAUCUAGGUUUAAACAAGGUCCAUUGCGUCAGUUAUUUGAUCAGACAUGUAUUGUAACGAAUUACCCAGGAUCUGGAAAUAAUUGGGCAAUAGGAUAUCAUGUUCACGGUAACGAUUAUCAUGAUCGUUUAGAAGAAAGUGUAAGAUGCAUAAUUGAAAAAUGUGAUCGACUUCAUGGAUUUUUAUUGAUGCAUUCUUUGGGAGGUGGCACUGGAUCUGGAUUAGGAACAGCAAUCUUAAAACUAUUAAAAGAUAAUUAUCCUCAUGUAGAAAGAAUUGUGUCAUGUGUAUAUCCAGCAAAUACACAAGAUACCAUAACUGCCCCUUACAACACAUUACUUGCAACUCGAGAACUUAUAGAAUAUGCCACAUGUGUACUUCCUGUAGAGAAUAAAGCUCUCUUAGAUAUAUGUAAUGCUCAAAUAAAUAAACGAGAUAACACGGGCCAAACAAAUUAUAAUGCCUCGUGCAAACCGUUUCAAGAUAUGAACAGUAUCAUUGUCAAUAUGCUCUUGCACUUGACUAGUGGAUCCAGGUUUCCAGGAAGCUUAAAUAUGGAUAUGAAUGAAAUAGCUACAAAUUUAGUACCUUAUCCAAAAUUACAUUAUAUAUUCAGCAGUAUCAGUCCUGUCACUUUAUCUGCUCCAAAUAUGUGCAAAUAUAUGCAAGAAGCAAAAUUGCAGGACGAAGUGUUUACGAAUGCAUGGUCGCGAAAUAAUCAAUUAAUUAGAUUAGAUCCACUUCAAUCUACUUCAGUCAUUCUUGCUGCAGCGCACAUUGCGAGGGGAAAUACUACCUUGACUGAUAUAAAACGAAAUAUCGAAAGAUUUCAAAACAAAUCAAAAUUUACUUUGUGGAGUAGGGAUUGUAUGAAAAUAGGAUUAUGUUCGGUUCCUCCAGCGGGACAUUCAUCAUCAUUAUUAUGUCUUCUUAAUUCAUCUGCUAUGUCUUCAUUAUUCAAAGAUAUAAUCCGAGAGUUUUCUAAAUUAUAUAAGAAAAAGGCACAUGUUCAUCACUAUACGCAAGUACAUGGAUUCGAAGAAACGCAUUUUAUUGAGAGCAAAGAAAAUAUUCUCAGUUUAUGUGAAUGUUAUGCAGAAAUACAAAAUAUGGAAGAAACAAGUAUCUCUAGAUUGCAAGUAAUUUAA
Messenger RNA from Atta colombica, 1466 nucleotides. RefSeq names its product tubulin epsilon chain-like. The transcript is spliced from 9 exons. Bases 30 to 1466 code for a protein of 478 amino acids. Lineage: Eukaryota; Metazoa; Arthropoda; Insecta; Hymenoptera; Formicidae. Gene Ontology annotation, biological process: mitotic cell cycle; microtubule cytoskeleton organization. Gene Ontology annotation, cellular component: microtubule; cytoplasm. The record is from RefSeq and is a predicted model, not a curated record. Gene Ontology annotation, molecular function: structural constituent of cytoskeleton; GTP binding.